AUAGCUUCUAACAACCAAUCAGCGGCAGACGUUGCAGCCAUAUGGUUAUCAAAUGUCGCUUGGAGGCGGGACGAAAUCCCAAACUAGGGUUAAAACGAGUGAGAAAGACGGUGAGAUUUCAGUACAGGGAGAACUAGGAGUAGUCAACUUAGACACGUCCGCUUCCAUGAACCAGCGCACCCCUCUGGGUACUACCUAUCUGGACAUAGCAAAAGGCGCUGUUGAGACUUUCAUGAAGCUCAGAGCCAGAGAUCCAGCGAGCCGAGGAGACCGGUACAUGUUGGUGUCCUUCGAGGAGCCUCCCGUUGGAAUCAAGGCGGGAUGGAAGGAGAAUCACGCCACCUUCAUGACUGAGCUGAAGAACCUUCAAGCUGUUGGACUCUCCACCAUGGGUCAGGCGCUCAGGACAUCUUUCGAUUUGCUCAAUCUCAAUAGAUUAGUUUCUGGAAUAGACAACUAUGGACAGGGACGUAACCCCUUCUUCCUGGAACCCUCGGUCAUCAUUGCCAUCACGGAUGGAGGCCGACUAACCAGCAGCUGCGGGGUGCAGGAUGAGCUGCACCUGCCCCUCACCACGCCCCUUCCGGGCAGCGAGCUGACCAAGGAGCCGUUCCGCUGGGACCAGCGUCUCUUUGCCCUGGUGCUGCGCAUCGCAGGCCAUACCUCAGCAGAGGUGGAGCCUUUGGGGGGGGUGCCCUGUGAUGACUCUGCCAUCACCCCCAUGUGUGAUGUCACUGGAGGGCGCUCCUACAGCGUGUUCUCCCAGCGCAUGCUGAGCCAGUGUUUGGAGUCGCUGGUGCAGAAGGUCCAGAGUGGAGUGGUCAUCAAUUUUGAGAAGACGGGGCCAGACCCCUUGCCUGUGGAAGAUGGCCCUGGUGAAGUGCCCAAACCUGGCACGCAGCCUUGGCACUGCAGCCACAGGCUGAUCUAUGUACGCCCUAACCUGAAGACGGGUGUCCCCCUUGGCCACUGGCCUAUCCCCGAGGCCUUCUGGCCGGACCAGAACUCACCCACGUUGCCCCCGCGCUCCGCCCACCCACAUGUGCGAUUCUCCUGCAUUGAUACAGAACCCAUGGUAGUGGACAAACUGCCUUUCGACAAAUAUGAGCUGGAACCCUCGCCCCUCACUCGGUACAUCUUGGAGAGGAAGUCACCCCACACCUGCUGGCAGGUGUUUGUGUGCAACAGUGCCAAGUACAGCGACCUGGGCCAGCCCUUCGGCUACCUGAAAGCCAGCACGGCCCUUAGCUGCGUCAACCUCUUCGUCAUGCCCUACGAUUACCCAGUGCUCCUGCCUCUGCUGGACGACCUGUUCAAGGUGCACAAACUGAAGGCGACUCUGAAGUGGCGGCAGGCAUUCGAGAGCUAUCUGAAGACCAUGCCCCCCUACUACAUCGGCCCCUUACGCAAGGCACUGAGGAUGAUGGGAGCACCCAACCUACUAGCAGACAACAUGGAGUAUGGUCUGAGCUACAGCGUAGUCUCCUACCUGAAAAAGCUGAGUCAGCAGACCAAACUGGAAGCAGAGCGUGUUGUUGCCUCUAUAGGGAAGAAGGCUGUUCUUGAAAGUGGGACCAAGGUUCGGUGCCGGGCUAACAGCCUAUCACUGGCUCACCAUGGGAACUUUGUGCGGCUGCUGCAAGUCAUUGUGGGUGAGAGCAGUGUCUGCCCUGAGGAGCUCAACCCCAAGGAAUUUGCCGGAUUUCAACUUGCAACACUCAAUAAGAAUAUGAAGCCCCAGAGUUUUCGCAAUGCUUAUGACAUCCCACGGAGACAACUACUGGACCAGCUCAGCCGUAUGAGAAGGAACCUACUAAAAGCCGCCACCAGAACUUUUCAGAGCCAGGACCCAGAUCAGCUGCACAGCAUUGCCAUUGCUGAGAUGGGCAACUACCAGGACUUCCUGAAACACGUGGUCCCACCUCUGAGGGAGGCAGAUGCUGACCAGCCCAAGCGCCUGCACACCUUUGGGAACCCCUUUAAACUGGACAAGAAGGGAAUGAUGAUCGACGAGGCAGAUGAGUUUGUUUCCAGCCCCCAGAAUAAGCCCAAGCGGCCAGGCGACUCUGGCAUGCUGGGAGGUGCUACUGCCCCUAAGAGGCGGAGGUGCAUGUCCCCGCUGCUCCGGCCAGGGCGUGGCUACACCCCACCUGUUCUCAGCAACCAUGCUGGUGGGCGGAGCUCCCCAACACCUCCCAGUGCCCCACCUAUGCCAGCAAGCCCCCAAGCUCCAGUUCCAUGUGCCAAACUGCUUCCCUCCCCCAGAGUGUCUGACACCAACCAUGGCAUUGAUGACGGGGUCUUUGGGAACCACAUGGGCAACCACUACAGCCCUGAGGGGCCACCGGCCCCCGAAGAUGAUGCGCUGCUGCAGGUAUCACCAUACCUGGCAAGUGUGGCAGAUGAGCGACAGAACGGAGACGAGCCGCCAGGGGACAGCCGGGUCGCCGAUUCCCUGGGCCGACCCACCCCCAGCCAGCUAAAGAAGCUGCAUGAGGCCGAGGCCCAGGGGCGCAACGCCGAGCUCAAGCUCCUCAUCACCCGAGAAAUCCGCAAGCCGGGUCGACGCUAUGAGAAGAUCUUCUACUUCCUGAAACAGCUCCACGGCAGCCUCAGUGUGCGACUGAUAUUCCUGCAGAACAUAAUCAAAGAGGCCGGCAGGUUUAAGAAGCGGGUCCUGGUUGAGCAGCUACAGAGCUUCCUGGAGGAGAUCCACAUGGAGGCAGAUCACAAGAACCACAUACAUGGAUGUUAAGUGUGCCAUGUGUUCUGAUCGCAGUCCUCCCUCGCUCUUCCAGCCCUGCCGUCUUCCUGGGACCUCAUGAAUGCAUGUCUCGUGGGAGCUACUGUUACAUGCUGGGCUUCUGGAGAGGCACAGAAGUACAUUACAGACUGGGUGUAAUCAACGUGUGAUACUCAAGACAGGAAGUGGCAGAGAACUUCCACAUGGGGCUGUAAACGCUUGUGUGUUUUUUUUAUUUUUUAUUUUUUUCCUUUUCUGAGAGGUUUGUUCUGUCUUGUUACUGCCUCUGUUACAGUGCUGCUGCUGGUGGUUCUGGUGGUACAUCAGUAUACUGUGGCUGUUACCACGAUGCUUGGGCUCCUAGAGUGCAGAGUGGUUCUACUGCGACUUGUCGCAUAGGAGUCCCUACUCUGGGCAUGUAGCCUCUCCAUGCUGUAGGAACAACAUUUUCCCCUCCAUUGGGAUAAUGGUGAAGCAUAGCGAACCUGCAGCCACCGGGUGAAUCCCUACAUAUCUGCCAGUAGGACUGGAUUGUCUUGUGGUCUCCACAUGCCUGAUUUGUGGAUUUCAUUUAUAUCCACUGAUGAAAUUGCACUCUUACCAUAUCCACCAAUGGGGUGAUAGGUGCUGCACUAGGAGGUUACUCACAGGAAGGCGGAGAUUGCUGUGUCAGAAUUGCCUGUGAAGUUGCUUUCUCUGUUGUGAUGAUGCUGUCUGAGACUGACAUCACACCAUCAGACCCUCUUAAAAAAGUUAACUUUGUUUGUUGGUCACACUUUAUUGUGCCCCCCGCAAACACUCACACAAACACAUCUGACCAAAAUACAACACUCUCGUAAAAGAAUAUUGAUGAAAGGAUAUUGACUCCCUCGAUGUUCAACUUUUUAAAGAAAUUUUAGGUUCUUGACGUUUUAAUUUACAGCAAGUGCUUUGAGGCACGUCUGUCUUGGGAAGCAGUAUUGUUUUCGGAAAUCUCUUUGGUGGGGGAGACCAGUUGACCUUCUGCAGGUGGUCGCCAAGUGCUGAAACUCUCCCUUCCCAUUUACCUUAGCUACACCAUCCAACACAGGGACCAAAUCUUUGCCAUACUUGUCAAUUUUUGUAAAAUUUCAGAUGCUAUCAAAUAAAGUAUUUUCAAUAUAUUGUAUCUGUGUAAAUAGUUUUCAGAGAUAUUUAAAGUGCUAUAUAAUGAGUUGCGCUUUUCUAAGUAUUUACACAAAUAAAACUCCUUUCUAUUUUACA
Molecule: messenger RNA, 3985 nt
Organism: Paramormyrops kingsleyae
Lineage: Eukaryota; Metazoa; Chordata; Actinopteri; Osteoglossiformes; Mormyridae
Gene: ints6
Product: integrator complex subunit 6
Biological process (GO): snRNA 3'-end processing
Cellular component (GO): integrator complex
Source: RefSeq, a predicted model, not a curated record